CAAAUCAGGAAAAUCUCAGUACCUUUAAACAUCACAGAAUUCCAUGCAUCCCUUUUACUGUUUGUAAGGAAACUCUCAGCAGUGAGUGGGUCUUAAAAACCCACCACCUGACCUACCACUGACAACUCCACCCCUUCUUCUUAUAUCCCCAUCCACUCACAGAGAUCACUUUUUUUUCCAUGACCCUGUAAUUUUUGGUAGGCACAGGAGUUUUUUGGUUUUUUAUGGGUGAGGGUUUUUGAGAUGGAUUAGUUUUGGUGCCUGAAAGCUCCAUCCCAACUUAGAUUCAGAAACACAUUUGCCCCACAGUGAAAACCCACAAAGGGAUUUGAGUUUACUGCUUAUAUUUGUUUUUUUUAAUUAAUUUUAUUGAAAAGUGGGAUCUUUUGGGUUUCUUGAGAGGUUUUAUUGGUGUAUGUUUCUGGGUUUUUCUUAAUUCUGGUUAGAGAUCUGGAAUUGUGCCUUGUUUUAGGAUAAAGAAUGCUGAAGGGGUUUCAAAGAUCUGGCUUUUCAAGAUUGCUCUUUUGAGUUCCAUCUCAGAGUGGGAUAUGAAUGAUGAAUCAGAAGAAAUUUUAAUGUGAGAUUCUGCUGUGUAUGUGUAGGCUUGUUGGUAGCUGAUAGAAUGGCCUCUGAUCUCAAAUCAGAGUUAUCCAAGGAAACUCCCAUCUUUAAUCUAAAAGUCUGGGAAGUAAUUGGAAUUGCUGUUGCAUUGUUUAUCGUUGUUAUCCUUACUGUGCUAUCAAUGUGUCUUACUUGGCGUAAGAAAUCGAGGAAAGCUCGUGACAGGAUACCCCUUAGUCAAAUCCCAACUGUCUCGAAAGAGAUUAAGGAAGUGCGGGUGGAGCAAGUAUCUGCUAGGGAGUUUGCUCCUCGUGAUGGAAUUCUUCUCACCAUUCACGACAAAUCUAGUGACAGAGAAUCCGAUAAGAUCAUGGUCCAUUUGGAUAUGGGAAAAUCAAAUAAUGGAGAAAAUAGCAGCCAGUCAGGUUCGUUUAAUCGUCUAGAAAAUGAUGGUGUCCUGUCCCAUUCUGGAGAAGAAGGGAGUUCCAGCACGGUUACUGUGUAUAAGGCUUCCUCAUCGUAUCCAAUAACUGCACCGUCUCCUCUGGUUGGCCUGCCUGAAUUCUCACAUUUGGGUUGGGGCCACUGGUUUACAUUAAGGGACCUGGAGCUUGCAACAAACCGGUUUGCAAAGGAUAAUGUCCUUGGUGAGGGUGGAUAUGGAGUUGUUUACCGGGGACAUCUCAUCAAUGGGACUCCAGUGGCCGUUAAAAGGAUCCUAAACAACCUAGGCCAAGCCGAGAAAGAAUUCAGGGUGGAAGUUGAAGCAAUUGGCCAUGUGCGCCACAAGAAUUUGGUUCGCCUCUUGGGAUACUGCGUUGAAGGGACUCAUAGGAUUUUGGUCUACGAGUAUGUCAACAAUGGAAACCUGGAGCAGUGGCUUCACGGAGCAAUGCGUCACCAUGGAUAUCUCACUUGGGAAGCCCGCAUAAAGGUUCUCCUUGGGACCGCAAAAGCUCUUGCCUAUUUACAUGAGGCCAUUGAACCAAAAGUGAUACACCGAGACAUUAAGUCAAGCAAUAUAUUGAUUGAUGAAGACUUCAAUUCCAAGGUAUCUGAUUUUGGGCUGGCCAAGCUGCUGGGUGCAGGAACUAGUCAUGUGACAACGCGUGUUAUGGGAACCUUCGGGUAUGUGGCUCCUGAAUAUGCUAAUACCGGACUUUUGAAUGAAAAGAGCGAUGUAUAUAGCUUUGGGGUUUUGCUCUUAGAAGCAAUUACUGGAAGAGACCCUGUGGACUAUGGUCGCCCUGCUCAUGAGGUAAAUCUGGUUGAUUGGCUAAAAAUGAUGGUUGGAACCAGAAGAUCCGAAGAAGUGGUAGACCCAAACAUUGAGGUGAGACCAUCGACAAGAGCCCUAAAACGAGCCCUCUUGACUGCUUUGAGGUGUGUUGAUCCAGAUUCUGAAAAAAGACCCAAGAUGAGCCAAGUUGUCCGUAUGCUUGAGUCCGAGGAAUAUCCUAUACCAAGAGAGGAUCGAAGGCACCGAAGAACUGAAGGAGGUAGUGUGGACAUUGAUUCCCAGCGUGAAAAUUCAGACACUGAUCGGAGUGACUAUCCGGGAUCAAGAUCAGAGAGCAAAGGCUACCAACGGACGUAAUAACGCAGUGAUUCGUUUAAGGAUGUCGGAAAUAUAGAAAGUGAGGGUAAUUCUUAAUUUUUUUUUUCUCUACACGUAAAUUCUUGGGUUUGUCUGUCUGAGACUCUGAGCUGAUGCUGUUAGGACAUAUGUGGUAGAAGGGAUUAAUGGGGAAGAGAGAUGAUCCUCCCUUUUCCCCCCCUCCUUUUUUCUCUUUGGUUUUAUUAUUUUUUGUAGAUGGAGAAAUGUAUUGUGUAUGGAAGUGGUGGUGUUUGUGAAGAACCCAAAACAAUAGGGGCUUUGUUAUGUACAGAGAUUUGCUCUUCAAA
Pyrus x bretschneideri (Chinese white pear) is the source of this 2466-nucleotide messenger RNA. RefSeq names its product probable receptor-like protein kinase At5g18500. The record is from RefSeq and is a predicted model, not a curated record. NCBI's taxonomy places the organism in Eukaryota, Viridiplantae, Streptophyta, Magnoliopsida, Rosales, Rosaceae. Gene Ontology annotation, molecular function: ATP binding; protein kinase activity. Bases 623 to 2158 code for a protein of 511 amino acids. Gene Ontology annotation, biological process: protein phosphorylation. The transcript is spliced from 8 exons.